Mugil cephalus (flathead mullet) is the source of this 1772-nucleotide messenger RNA. It is a transcript of the gene cndp1, whose product is annotated as carnosine dipeptidase 1. The coding region runs from base 119 to 1603 and encodes 494 amino acids. The record is from RefSeq and is a predicted model, not a curated record. The transcript is spliced from 12 exons. NCBI's taxonomy places the organism in Eukaryota, Metazoa, Chordata, Actinopteri, Mugiliformes, Mugilidae. Gene Ontology annotation, biological process: proteolysis. Gene Ontology annotation, cellular component: cytosol. Gene Ontology annotation, molecular function: dipeptidase activity.
GACCCCCAGGGCCCAGUGCGGGGUGAUAUGAAGGGAGGGCAUAUAAACGGUCAGCCACAAACAAGGGGCCACAGUCUAGCUGCCUGAGGACUGUCGCACGCACAUCCAGCAAGGAAAGAUGAGUCCUCAGAUACUUUUCUGCGUCCUUCUGGCUGUUUCUGCCGUCCAUUCUUUCCAGUACACGGAGCUGGCCCAGCACGUUGACGACCACCAAGAAGAUUAUGUGGAGAUUUUAAGGGACUGGGUCUCAGUUGAAAGCGAUUCCAGCAACGUCCUGAAGAGACCGGACCUGCACCAAAUGAUGGAGAUGACGGCCCAGAAGCUGAGGUCGAUGGGAGGGACCGUGGAAUUAGUGGACAUUGGAGAACAAGAGCUUCUUGACGGACAGAUGUUGGCAUUGCCUAAAGUAGUGACAGCUCAUUUUGGCAGCGACCCUAACAAGCACACAGUGUGUGUCUACGGUCAUGUGGACGUCCAGCCAGCAAAGCUGGAGGAUGGCUGGGCAACAGACCCGUACAAUCUGACUGAAAUAAAUGGCAAUCUCUAUGGAAGAGGAGCGUCAGACAACAAGGCUCCAGUUUUAGCCUGGAUUCAUGCUGUAGAGGCCUACCAAGCCCUCAACAUGGAGCUGCCGGUGAAUGUGAAGUUUGUCAUUGAGGGCAUGGAGGAGACUGGCUCCAACGGCCUGGACGCCAUGAUCCUGGCCCAGAGAGACACCUUCUUCUCCGACGUCGAUUACAUCAUCAUCUCAGACUGCGGCUGGCUCAGCAGGCGUCCCGCCCUUACCUACGGCACCAGAGGCAACUGCUACUUCUUUGCAGAGGUUGAAGGACCGAAACAGGACUUACACUCCGGCGUGUACGGAGGCACUGUGAUUGAACCGAUGACUGACCUCAUUGGCAUUCUUGACACACUGAUCAGUCCCAGUGGAAAGAUCCUGAUUCCUGGGAUCAGAGAGGCUGUGGCUCCCCUCUCAGACGAUGAAUGGAAAAUGUACCAGGACAUCGAGUUUGACAUGGAACACUACAAGACCAAGAUCGGCGUCAGCCAGCUCAUGUACAGCAACAAGGUGGACUUGUUGGCUCACAUGUGGCGCUACCCCACUGUCACCAUCCAUGGCAUUGAGGGGGGCUUCUCAGACCCUGGCACCAAGACCGUCAUCCCUGCUAAGGUUACCGCAAAGUUCUCAAUCCGACAAGUCCCAGACAUGGACCCUGCUAUGGUCAAGAAACAGGUAACGGAGUACCUUCACUCUGUGUUUGCCAAGAGGAAGAGUCCCAACAAGCUGAAAGUCACUAUGGUGAUUGGGGCUAAACCUUGGCUGGCUAGUACAGAGCAUCCUCUCUAUGAGGCUGGAAAGGCUGCGGUCAAGAAAGUUUUCAACAUGGAUCCUGAUCUGAUCCGUGAGGGCGGGACCAUCCCUAUUGCCAAAACCUUCCAGGAUGUGACGGGAAAAAGCAUCAUCAUGAUGCCCAUCGGAGGCUUCGAUGAUGGGCUGCACUCCCAGAAUGAGAAGAUGAGCAGGUACAACUACAUUGAGGGAACCAAGUUAUUCAUUGCCUACCUGAAUGAAGUGUCCAAGAUCAACAACACCAGUGUGUGAUGUUUGGUGGCAUGCUCAUGUGACCUCUUCAACAACCACUCAAGCUUCAGCUGUUUUCAAUGUAUCUAUCUAUCUAGACAUUGUGAUUCAGUGUUACGACAGUGUUAUGUCAGUACUGUAAGUGCGCGUGUAUUACGUAUGUGUCAUGUAGUAAAAGUUAUAUGAUGCA